GAGAGAAAGACAGAGAGGGAGAGAGAGGCAGAAAGCAAGGGAGAAAGAGAGCACAAUUCACUCGGUGGAUUGCUUGCAAGCUUGGGGCUGCUAAUUAGGGAUCUCAGGAGAGCAGCUUCUCAGAAUAGCGUGCUCUCCUCAAAAUGGACCGACGGGAGACAGUGGUUCAGUCCUGCUGAUAUUUUUUAAGCCCUCCUUGCAGUUUGAUGGGCAUUCCCAGUGCUUUUGUGCACGUCUCGGGAAGCGUUGACGUGGAAAGGAGCAGCGAGGAGGGGGAGGUUGGAGAAGAAAACUGCAGCUCCUCUAAAAAUACGGAGGGCAUGCACGGGAGCGAGCAGGCUGGGGAGGAGGGCGAGGUGGGGGCACCUCGCACCAUGGUCCCCCGGUGCCGGCGCGGCGCAGUUUCGGAGAUGUCCCUCCUGUGACUGGACGCACCAUGAGCAUCUGGGAGCUGCUCCUGGCUUUCGUGGUGGUGGUGCUGAUGCUUGUGGCCCUGCUGGCCAACGUGCUGGUGCUGAUGUGCUUCCUGUACAGCGCCGACAUCCGCAAGCAGGUCCCGGGAUUGUUCAUCCUCAACCUCACCUUCUGCAACCUGUUGAUGGCCGUCUCAAGCAUGCCCCUGACCUUGGCUGGGAUCAUUUACAAAAGUCAGCCCGGAGGAGAUCAGGUCUGCCAAGUUGUGGGCUUCCUGGAGACUUUCCUCACCACCAACUCCAUGCUGAGCAUGGCGGCUCUGAGCAUUGACAGGUGGAUUGCUGUGGUCUUCCCGCUAAGUUAUCACUCCAAAAUGAGGUACCGAGACGCUGCUCUCAUCCUGAGCUACACGUGGUUGCACUCGGCGUCCUUCCCCAUAGUGGCAGCUUCUCUCUCCUGGCUGGGUUUCCAUCACCUCUACGCCUCCUGCACUCUCUACAGCAAGAGACCAGAGGAUAGGACACAGUUUGUGAUUUUCACUGGGGUCUUUCACGCCCUCAGCUUCCUCCUCUCCCUCGUGGUCCUGUGUUUCACGUAUCUCAAAGUGCUGAAGGUGGCACGGUUCCACUGUAAGCGCAUCGACGUGAUCACUAUGCAGACCCUGGUGCUGCUGGUGGACAUCCACCCCAGCGUGCGGGAGCGGUGUCUGGAGGAGCAGAGGAGGCGGAGGCAGCGGGCAACGAAGAAAAUCAGCACCUUUAUUGGUACCUUCAUACUUUGCUUUGCACCUUAUGUAAUCACAAGACUUGUUGAAUUGUCCUCUGUGGUCCACAUCAACUCCCACUGGGGGAUCAUUUCCAAGUGCUUAGCUUACAGCAAAGCUGUUUCAGACCCUUUUGUGUACUCUUUGCUGCGGCACCAGUACAAGAAGACGUGGAAGGACAUCAUCAACAAGAUCCUCAAGAGAAGCUCCAUCAACUCCUCGGCGCUGGCGGGCGAGUCGCACAACCGGAACCUUCCGCAGCUGAACGAAUGAGGAGCCUGGUAUGGGACGUCUAAAGUGAUAUUUGUGAAACAGCAGGAACUGGCCUGUCCCCAGUAGCUCUCCUCAGCUGUCCAGGUUUUGGGAGGCAGCUGUGGGCAGGGUGAAGCCCAGACCAUGUCCCUCCAGUAGCCCAUGAAACAUCCAGGCUGCUCUGAACCGCCUCCCUCUGACUGGAAGAGCGCUAUUGAUCCGUGGUCCUGCAGGCUCCACAAAUACAAAUCUCCCAUUGAUUUCCAUCAGCAGCUGCAUCUAUAGAUAAUAAACUAAUCCUCAGCAGAGGGAUUCAUGAGAGUAAUGGGAGCAAACCGCUGCUGGCGUAAGAUUAUUCUAAAAAGCUGCACAGGGAUAUUUGUGCUGUGUUUGUCAUUGGCUGCAGGUGAAGCUCCCUCUGAUGGAGCUGCCAACGUGGCUUUACAAAAACCACCCCACCCCAGUGGCCUGGGAAGGUUGUGUGUAGAAAAUAUCCUAAUGGGAAAAGCUUAAAAAAUCUAAAUAUUCAUCCAGGGCCCAAUGCAGCUCAGCCUUUUUUGGUAUAUAUUGUAGGAAGAAUCCCAUGGAAUUGAAGGAAGGGAAAAACCGCUUUUGGAGUGUGCUGGAUUCAGCCAUGUCUUCUCUAAAUGUUUUAAGUUAUUUACAUAGAAUCCCACUGACAUCCUCCCCAUUACAUUUCAGGAAAACACAAAUGGUAGACAGGGUGGAAAGGUCAGGGUGCCUCCUGCCUACCUUCCAUAUAUCUGAGCUCCGAAGAGCUGGAUUUUGCCCAAAGCUGCAGAUCUGGGCCCUGUGCCCAGGAGGGAAAACAGCAAAUCUCUUUUUCUGAGGAGUUAUUAAUCAUGGUGUUUUUACCUCCUUGAAGGAAAGAUGAGCCUAAAUCUGAGUUUCCAGUAUAAUUUCCAAAGCAAGUGGAGCACAAAUCACAGGCUCCCCUCUCCACCAUGAAUAUGGAGCCAAUAAUCUGAAUCCACACCUGAAUGUGCAGAUUUCUGGAGGUUUCAGUACAAAUCUUUAUAGCUCUGGGUUGCAGUUCUGCAUAAGAACACUAUUAACAUUUACCAUGCACUCACAUGCCUGCCCAGAUUUUAAAAUAGGCUUGGGUUAAUUUGGCUUCAUGAACGCAAUGGCAGCUUCAAUAACAGCUGACACAACUGGCUGUACUGCCAUCCAUCCCUGAUCAUAUUCCAGCUGUCCAGGCCAUUCUGAGGAAAUAAGGCCUCAAGUUGUAAAAAAUGUGGAAUUACUUUUUGGUUGCCACCUUCUCUCAUGCAAGAAAAGGGCUUGGUAUGUUGCAAAAAAUGUCCACUGUUGGAUUUUCUGGCCUCUGAUUCAAAGCCCAGACUGGGGGCUCAGCAAGGGGCUUCACCCCAAAGUCAGUGAAUGUGGGGUAACACCUCAGUUAUUAUCUGAAGAUUACCAGCUACCAUCUGAAGCUUUAAUUCUUCAUUUCAGUUAUAAAAAAACACCAUAAUUACAAUAAAAUCCACGAAUAAUCAUAGCCACAAAAUUUAAGAAACCCAUUUUGAAACCCUGCAUUCAAAUGAGCUCUUUGCCAGAUUAAAUAGUCUACCUCAUCUUAACCAUUUUGCUUCUUAGGCUUAACAUAAUUUUCUCAGGUGCAAUAGUUAAAAAGACCCAGUUCAAUAUUUGUUUCCUAAGAAAUUCAAGACACAUUGAUGAUUGGAUUGUAUUAGAAUACAGAAUGUUAGGAAGCUGAAUAUUUAGCUGAGUUUAUAAAGAUAAAGAUAAAAAGCUCCACAUUGAGCAUGUUUGACUUAAAUUGCACCAGGAAAGUCCACAGCUGUUGUAAGCUUACACAUGGAGCUGAUACCAAAGUCAAUGGGAGGUUUGUAUGUCGAUAAGGGCAGCUCCAGAAACAUUUAAACCUUCAGAUUCAAAGAGAAUAAACUAAUUUCCCAGGAGAGAAAAAAAAAACCAUAAUCCAUUUAGGAUAUCUAGUAAAAGAUGGAGAAUACAGCACUGGACUUGUCUCAUUAUGCUUGUGUAUCACAGUCAGUCACUGGUUGAUUUAUAUCCCACCAUGAGCAAUAAAUCUCUCCCCUUGUAUGUGUUUAAAAAUUUGUCUCUCUUUCAUGGUGCCUUUCUUCUAUAAUUAAUCUUCUAACAGAGAAUAGAUAUAAUUUCCCCUUCCUUGCAUCAGCUCCCUGUCAUAUUUUCACCAUCUGAAGCAAGCAGGAGUUGUAAAUGCUGGUGCUUGACAAAAUGCCUCAGUACACGAAAUAAAAAUACCGGCCCAACAUUUCCUGAUGACAUUUUAUGGGAUACUCGAAAUACGAUACUGUGGCUUGUUAAGUGCUAGAUUUUCAGCUGAAUCCUUAUAGGCAACUGGCAAAAUUUUCUAAAAUGUGUGUCUCAGUGAUGAAUGUAGAUAUGAGUAACUAUCUGUCUGCUGAGUAUUAUAUGUACUAUACAACACUCUGACUCGAGUGAGUUAAAAUAAUGCUGGUAAAUGUAAUGCACAGUAUUUAUUAUCUCUGCUCACAAAGCAGAGCUGUUCUCUUGUCUAACACAUGUGUGU
This is a messenger RNA of Cyanistes caeruleus (blue tit), 3992 nucleotides long. It is a transcript of the gene GPR26, whose product is annotated as G protein-coupled receptor 26. The record is from RefSeq and is a predicted model, not a curated record. Gene Ontology annotation, cellular component: membrane. Gene Ontology annotation, molecular function: G protein-coupled receptor activity. Gene Ontology annotation, biological process: adenylate cyclase-activating G protein-coupled receptor signaling pathway. Lineage: Eukaryota; Metazoa; Chordata; Aves; Passeriformes; Paridae.